Messenger RNA from Exophiala spinifera, 1518 nucleotides. RefSeq lists its product as uncharacterized. The record is from RefSeq and is a predicted model, not a curated record. The coding region runs from base 1 to 1518 and encodes 505 amino acids. Lineage: Eukaryota; Fungi; Ascomycota; Eurotiomycetes; Chaetothyriales; Herpotrichiellaceae. The transcript has a single exon.
AUGCCGAUCGGUAGACCUCGAAUACCAGGAACUGAAGAAGAGAGGGCGGGAGCUCGCCGCGCCAAAGUUCGUGCUAACGUUCAAGCUUUUAGGAGAAGGCAAAGAGAAAAGAAACUUGCAGAAGAAGCGGCUACUCACCACACGGAUGAAGCCGACUCAAAUGACGUCUCCGAGGCUGAAACAAAAGGAGAGGAAGAAAUAAGGUCGUUAAUCACAUUCAACUCCGACUCUGACUUAGGAGAAGACCCGUUCGUGGUCUCCAAGAGUAGAGGGCCUUGGUUAUGGGCCAUCCCGUCGGAGUUUGGUGUGAAAUUGAUUGGGACGAAAUAUCAAGAUGCUUUUAUCCAGAUUCUUCAAGAUCGAUAUCUCCCUUCUCAGACGAAUCUGCCGCGGAUACAGUACGAACCCAAGAAGAGAUUCUCAAUCUGCUGUUCGACUUGGAUAACCUCAGCCACACUGGAGGUGGGCAGACCGGAGUGCAAAGUGUUGAUGCAAACCCUCCUAGCUGCUUCAUUGGCAAUCAUCGGAAGAGAUCAAAAGGACGAAGAGAUGACCCUGCAUGCAGCCUUUGUGCAGACUCAGGCCCUGCAAAAACUGCGCCUCGCUUUGACCAAAUAUUCCCAGGGAGACAGAAGUAUAUGUCCAACCAUGCUCUCAUUGACGGCUUUGACAUGUGCAAUGUCAGAGCUCAUCGCCAAUCAGUCUUGGGAUAAUUUCAACCGUCAUAUUCAAGGAGUUGGUGCUCUGAUAUUUCACGGUGGUCCCGAGGGCUUGAGUAAUCAGUCUGCGCAGGAGCACUUCUACGGGUACCGGGCAUUGCAAACCCCUUUCUUGUUCAUGAAUCGACAACGAGCAUUCCUUUCAAGUCCUGAAUGGAUUUCAUUUUCCUGGAAAAAGGAUCUUGAGCUUGCACAACACCCUGUGCAUACCAUGCUUGAUAUUGGACUUAGGAUCCUACCUGAGCUGGUAAAGCAGGAUAUGCCUAAGAAAUGGACACUUUCAUCUCUUUGGGAACGCCUUGAACGAACAAAGGGCGUCGCGCGUGAAUUGACCGAAUGGGAAAACACCUUGCGCUCGCAACACGGAGGGGCCCUGUACAAACUGAGACCUGCAACGUGGGUUGGUCUCGAUAAUUUUUGUUUUGAUUUUCCAUUACUGUCCACUGCGAUAGCAUUCACUGUGUACACGGCCGUUCGAAUUCAUGUGGCAGCUCUCAUAGCCACAAUUGUCAAUGACAUCCUCAUUCGCGAACCAGAUGCUGACGUGGAGCGUGAGCCGGCUGUGCUCGAAGCAUUACGUUGGUCAAGAACUGCCUGUCAGUGCCUUGAGUUCUUCCACACAGGCAGAGUCAAAAUCGCUGGGCGCAUCGUCACCCUCUGGCCACUGGAGACUGCUUGGGAGUUUUGCGCGAGAACACAAGCCGAAGGAGUCUUGAAUGUUUCGAGGGAGAUAGCUUGGUGUCGAGGAACAGCGGAGAAGCUUUCAAAAAUGGGCAUCCCCCCGUUUCAGUGGAGGUGA